AUGCGUCCUAGCGGCAGCAGCAACAAGAAGCGCGACACCGAAGACUCUGACGGUACGGAAAGCGGUGAAGACGAUGAUGGAAGCAACGGCGACGAUGAGGACGAGGAAGAGGGAGAGGAAGAUGACGAGGACGAGGACGAGGACGAGGACGAGGACGAGGACGAGGACGAGGACGGGGACGAGGACAAGGAUGGUGACGAGUUUGUUGAUGACGGAGUAGAGACCGUGGCGGAGUCGAAGAGCACUGGGAAGCAACGGGUGAAGAGGCGUAGGCGCCAGACACGCGCCAAGGUGACACAGCUCCCCAGGGACAUCAAGGCCCUCGUCUCUGCGGCGCAGAACUGCCUCCGUCUGCGCAUUGCUCUCAAGAACGCUUGGACGUCUGAGCCAUCAGUCAGCAGCGGCCGUCUUCCUGAGAGGGACGACCUCAUCAAGAGUAGUCUGCAGGAUGCCUAUGAACUGGGCAGGGCAGGGGCUCGUGACAAGUCCAUAAGGACCGCCUUCCAAGUGCUGAAGGGGAACAAGGGGAACAAGGACACUAAGGAGACUGACAAGCUGCGCAAGAAUGUCUACACAGUGGUCUGGGCGGCUGCAGCGCAGUUCCGAAACGAGCUGAAGAGGAAGGCCAAAACUGUUACCUCUCAGAUGUACGAGCUCGACAGCCUGUCUUCUCAGCAGAAGAGGAACCUGGCGACAUGGUUGAUCACCACUCACCCGACGACCGUCGUUGGUGGCUUGCGUAACAUCCCUAACUUUGUCUUCGGUGGCAUGACGAUUGCCUUAGAUGCGCGCAAGCAUUUUGAUGCCGAGAAGAGCGACUUUAAGCGCGGGGAGGUGUUCCUCCACCCGGCUAUUUCAGAGCUGAUUUACCAGCACUGGGGCCUUGGAGCUCGAGCGGACGCGAACCUGCAUGCGGCCACGGAAGAGUUCAGCGAGGUGCCGAACAACCUGAUCGCUGUGGUGUGCAACGCUAUCGAGUCCGCCCUCAUGGAGUUUGCCAAGCCAGGUGCAAAGAACUUCUUCACGAACAAGCAGUAUGCUGCCAAAUGGGACGGCGUCAUGGCAAUCUUGGAGUUCAUGGAGGCUCAGCACAAUCCGUCCUACGUGAAUAUGAAGCGUAUUGUGUGGAAGUCCAUCAUAUCGCGGCUCGAAGACACGGACGAUGUGGACGAGGUGGGCGUGCAUACCGGUUUCCUCGAUGUGGCCCUUGAGGAGCAAGAUAUCGUGGUUUUGGGAGGGAGCAAUGCAACGCCGCAUGGCUCGCCUGCUGGAAAGCCUUCGAGCACAAGGAAGGCUCCUACUGUCUCGGCAACCAAGCCAUCCAGUUCGUCGAGCCCUGAGAAAGGCGGUCAGGAGGGCGACGACAACGUCAUCAGUAGAGAGGGCCCUUCUGUGCGCAGCAGCCACAAUGCCCAGGCAGAUGAUGACGUGGCUGCAGAGGACGUCAGCGAGAAGGACGGAAGUGGGGAAGAUGAGAUCGAGCACGACGAGGUAGACGAGAGGGAGGACAGAGCCGGGGAUGCUAAGGAACGUGAAGGUACGCAUGUCCGUCAUCUCAUCACAGAGGAUGAUCCAUAA
Rhodofomes roseus is the source of this 1578-nucleotide messenger RNA. RefSeq lists its product as uncharacterized. The coding region runs from base 1 to 1578 and encodes 525 amino acids. The record is from RefSeq and is a predicted model, not a curated record. The transcript is spliced from 7 exons. NCBI's taxonomy places the organism in Eukaryota, Fungi, Basidiomycota, Agaricomycetes, Polyporales, Fomitopsidaceae.